Molecule: messenger RNA, 1143 nt
Organism: Menidia menidia (Atlantic silverside)
Lineage: Eukaryota; Metazoa; Chordata; Actinopteri; Atheriniformes; Atherinopsidae
Source: the annotation of a GenBank genome assembly
AUGGAGGUCCAGCAGGCGGUCAAGCAGGAAGUGAAAUGGGAGGUCAAGCAGGAAGUCAAGAUGGAGGUCAGGAGAAUUAGGGACUGGAACCUGGGAUUAGGGGAGGAGCCCCGACCCGGCUCGGCUGGUCCCUUCUGCAGCGUGCUGGUGGAGAGGUUCGGUUGCCGGGCGACCGUGAUGUUCGGCGGCGUGCUGAGCGGCGUGGGGAUGGCCGCCAGCUCCUUCACGCGCUCCAUCACCGAGCUCUACAUCACGGCGGGGGUCAUCACAGGCCUGGGCUUCUGCUUCAGCUUCCAGCCGGCGGUGACCAUAAUGGGGCACUACUUUGUGCGGCGGCGGACCUUCGCCAACGCCAUGUCGUCCACGGGCACGGCUCUGGGCCUGUGCACGCUGCCCUUCCUGGGCAACUUCCUGCACGCCGAACUGGGCUGGAGGGGAAGCUUCCUGGUGCUGGGCGCCGUGCUGCUCAACUGCUGCGUUUGCGGCGCCGUGAUGCGGCCUCUGCACCGUCGCCACGGCAACGGCGGCCACCCACUGAUGAACCACGGACCUCCUCUGACUUCUCCUCCACCUCCGGAUCCGGGAAAAGGCCGGAUUAAGGCCCUGUGGAGGCGCUUAAUGGCGUCCGCGGGCCGCCACAUGGCGUUCGACCUGCUCCGCCAUAACCGGCGCUACCUGGCGUUCGCGGUGGGAAUCACCUGGAUGAUGCUGGGCUUCGUGGUGCCGCUGGUCUACCUGGUGCCCUACGCCACGGCGGGCGGGAUGGAGCCGGGCCGCGCCGCCCUGCUGCUCUCCAUCCUGGGCGUGGUCAACAUCGUGGUGCGGCCCCCCGUGGGCGUGGUCUUCAACACGCCGCGCUUCCGCGGGCGCCACGUGUACGUGUUCGCCGCCGCGCUGCUGGUGAACGGGCUCAGCAACGCCGUGUGCUGCCUGGGGCCCGGGUUCGGCGUGCUGCUGGGCUACGUGGUGACCUACGGGCUCUCCAUGAGCGUGGUGGGCUCGCUGAUGUUCACCGUGCUCAUGGACAUCGUGGAGAUGAGCCGCUUCCCCUCCGCCCUCGGGCUGCUCGCCGUCAUGGAGAGCGUCACCCUGCUGAUCGGACCCCCGCUGGCAGGUGAGGCCACCAGGGCAGGAUCAGUUUAA